Messenger RNA from Exaiptasia diaphana, 2353 nucleotides. RefSeq names its product zinc finger-containing ubiquitin peptidase 1. The coding region runs from base 146 to 1735 and encodes 529 amino acids. The transcript has 9 exons. The record is from RefSeq and is a predicted model, not a curated record. Lineage: Eukaryota; Metazoa; Cnidaria; Anthozoa; Actiniaria; Aiptasiidae.
UCAAAAUUUUACACUGCGCUCACAAGCACUAUCAAAACUUGAACUUUCUGCUUGACUUAACGACCAAAAAUGUCUCCAAGUAGAGUUUUGAACUGUACCGAUCUCUCAUGGUAAGGGAUUUGAUGCCGAUGCCAUUGAUCGAGCGAUGAAAAGGAGACGAAAUGAUCUCUAUCUUGAUGACUUGGGUUACCCAUCGUCUCUAUCAAUCUGUCCCGUUUGCGGUGCUUCAGUGUCGAAAGAAAACAUAGACCUACACGUACAGCAGCACUUUAGCCAUCCUCAGCCUUCAACGUCUACAGCAACCAGUCAUUGUGAUUUAGAGGUUCCUGGAUUUUCUGAUGCUGGAGACUUCAAGAUCUGUACUUUUGGUCACUGUCAGCAGAUCGUCUCAAGCACAGAGUGGGAUGAUCACCUCUUUGCACACAGCCUUGAGGAACAAGCUAACAUUCUAAACACAACAGCAACAGUGACCUCUACAACAACACACCUUGACGACAGCCUAUUGUCCCAGUUAGAUCACAGUCUACAUGGAAUCCAUAGCAACAGUCUCCAUAGUGAUGUAUCAACACAUACAUCACUAUUGACGUCAACAGAUCAGGGACUUUCACAAGAGCUAGAACAACAAGAGAUGGAGCGGCUUGAAAAUCAGCCAUCACAGUGGAAUGAUCACUUGCUUGCACAAGCACUGGAGAGUGAAGAUAGAAAAGAACUAGAGGAACAAAGGGUCAAAGAAGAAGAAGAAUUUAAGAAGCUGCAGGCUAUGUAUGGGAUGAAUUCAGUAGGUGGGUAUGUCAGUCAAUACAGUCGAAACUUAGAAAGAGAUGUGAACAGAGGCAAGACUUCUGUAGGUGACUACUACGCCAGAAAAGCUGAGAUGCUAAAAAUACUGAUGACUGACACAGACAGUGGAGAGUCCUGCACCAAAGGAAUCAUUCCUCAGCUUCACCAUCGUUACAAGGCAGGUGUAAGUGGGACAAAGCAGGCGUGGUCAUCAUGUGACACUGAUCACUAUGCUAGUACCGUUGGCGAUGCAGGAUGGGGGUGUGGCUAUAGAAACCUUCAGAUGUUGAUCUCCUCUCUCCUUAGAAUUGACAUCUACAGGCCUAUGUUGUUCACUAUUGGAGAGAGUGUACCUUCCAUCCCAAGGAUACAGCAGCUUAUUGAAGCAGGAUGGAAUACCGGUUUUGACAAGCAAGGUGCUGAACAGCUGGCAUGCAAGUUAGUUAACACAAGAAAAUGGAUUGGAGCAACAGAGAUUGCAACUGCACUAAGAUCACUAGGACUGAGGGCCAAUAUUAUUGACUUUCAUCGUGCUACAGGAUGUGAUGGUACUCAUCCWGAGAUGUUUUCCUGGAUCAAACGAUACUUCAGCAGUGGCGUCCCAGGAUAUCACAGUGGACUGACACUAGGACAUAGUAAUGGCGUCCUUAAUCACACCACUAGACCUCCACUGUAUCUUCAACAUCAAGGUCAUAGUCGUCUUGUAAUUGGCGUUGAAGAACAUUGUGGAAAAGAUGGAGGACUGUUUCUGUUGUUGUUUGAUCCCUCGCAUUCAACAAAACAAAUGCACACCUUGCUUGACGAUAUACAAUCAAGCAGCUCAGGUUURCGACAUCUUCGACGCUCACUSAAACAAAUGCGAUGUAAACAAUACCAGAUUGUAUAUGCKGAUGGAAUUAUGGAUGGAGCGGAGAUGGAGAGAAGUAAAGUACUCGCVAGUACUCGAAUUCCUUAGAGUCGUUUUGGUAUUAAAAAGGAUAGCAAGCUUUAGAUUUGGCAAUGAGUAUGAAAUUGAGUACGAGUGCGAGUUUUCAACGUUAUGUAUAUCAGCGGUAUUGACUUAUGUUCUUGUAUUUUAUUAUAAAUAGUGAAACAAUUGGGAUCACAAAUAACGCUUGUAACGCGUAUUUUGUAACUCGUACUCGAACUCAAUUUUGUACUCGUUGAAAAAUCUGAUACUUGUGAAGUAGGAAUUUACAAACAUUUGGCGUUGACGUUGGUAUACCAAUGCAACAAUCYUUACACWUACUAUUAACUGGACUGGAUGGCAAAAAUGGGACGAGUUUUUCUAUCUUUAAACCGAUAGUUACAAACUUUACUGAAAACAUGCGUUACAUCUAUUGAAUGGAACAGACGUGGUGCGUCACAUCCGGUGUGUAAAGAUACGUCAUAUCCGGUAAAAUGAYGCGUCAUAUCCGAUGACAUGACAUAACGUGACGUAGGAUAACAUUAUGAUAAAUUGUAUGUAAAAUAUUGUAGAGAAUGUACAAAAUACCAUUGAAAAAAAUUUAUCCGCAAAUAUUCAAUGUAACAUAUGUUAAAUAUCGUUGGAAUUAAAAGUGAUGAGCUUCCA